Messenger RNA from Rubroshorea leprosula, 1585 nucleotides. The record is from the annotation of a GenBank genome assembly. Lineage: Eukaryota; Viridiplantae; Streptophyta; Magnoliopsida; Malvales; Dipterocarpaceae.
CCUAUUUGGGGGCAAAUUUGGAAGUUCAAUGUAAUGCUUGUAAUACCCCAAAAAUUUCUAGAACAAUUAAGUGUAAGCUAGGGACCUAACUGUGAGAAAAUAAUAUUGUUGAGCCUAAUCACAAAAUUUUGAAAUUUUGAGACUUAAAAGAGGAAAAAAAUUAGAAUAAGGAUGGCAGAUUUUUUUUCCUUCUUUCUUCUUCAACCCGCGUGUUUUGCUCUUCUUCUUCUCCCCUACACCGAACAAGAGCCCCCGCCACUGACACACCCACCCUUUGAGAAACGGUAAAAAGCUUGUGUUUUUCCCUUCUUUUCUUGUUCAAGAACAAGAUUUGGAGCCUUGAAAUCUUUCCCCUCUGCAGAAAUUUCUGGAUGUGCAUUGCUCUGUUCCUUCCAUCUACUACUCUUCAUUGUGUGGGUGUGAUUUUUCCGGUUUCUGGUAAGGGGAAACAGCCAUUAAUUCCUCUUUUCUUUCUUGAAUUGGCUUGGGUUUACUUUAAUUUCUUUUGGUUUCUCCAAUUUUUGGUAGAUCCCUUGAAAUUUUCCUUCAUUCCUGCCGGCCUCCCCCAAUCAACAGCUCUGAUUUUGCUAGCUAAAUUCUGGAAUGUCAUAGCUCCAUUUAAGUCUAAAUUACCCAUUAGUUGCUGAAAUUAUCCAUGAAUUGCCGACCCUAUGCUGUCCGGAUUUUUGUUGAAUUAGGGGGAUGAAUUCCAAUAGAAUUAGAACAAAAUUUAAGCAUUAAUUCAAGUAGAAUUUAUGUGAUUGAGUGUUAAUUAGCUGCUGUAAGGUUUUGGAGAAAAAUCCCGUGAAAUUAGCUUUUUUUUUGCCAAUUUCUAGAAGUUGAUGUUACUGUUCACUACGUAAUUACUGUUCACAGGUGCUGUUCACGGAUUUCUGUUCACGCACUAAUGGCCAACAAUAGGAGGGUUUAAAUGUGUAGUUUAUACUAAGAAUGAAAUUGAGAUGUCUGGUCAUAUGAUUAUUAAUUCUGGAAUACUUUGGUUAGGUUCUUGAUUGUUCUAUCACCUAGCACUUAGAGUGAAUUUCCUAUGUUAUGUGACUGAAGCAAGUAAAUUAUACUAGCGCCUUUUGAUUUCAAAGUAAAAGCAUAUUUUAAAUUGUUUUUGAGAUGGUGGCAAGGUUUAAAUUGAUUUUAUUAGCAUUGAGCAUGAUUGAUUUGAAAUGGGAUUAUUUUCAUUUUCAUUGAAUAAGAGCAUGCCUACUUGGAGUUUACUGAAUUGCCUUGAUGAUUUGAAAAUUUUUGUAAAUUAUGAUUUUCCUGUUAAUCCAUGCCCACAUAGAAUUUUUUCAGUUUAUUCUGAAAUUUGAGAUUGAUUGUGAAUUACGGAUUUUUCGUGUAAAUCCUACAUGGUUUUGUCUCCAAUAUGGUCAUGUUUUACUAUGCCCGCUAGUGGGAGGUUUAUAAACACUAGCACAUGUCGACAUAUUUAUCGAUAGGACUGGUUCAUUAUUGAAAUCCUACCAAUGGGAUAAUACAUUGGUUAUUACUGAAAUCCUGCCAAUGGCAUAAUAUAUUGGUUAUUACUGAAAUCCUGCCAAUGGGAUAAUACAUUGGUUAUUACUGA